AUGGCAGCGCAGGCGACGCAAAUCCUCGUUGAAGAUGAUGAUGGUCUGGAUUCAGCGUACGGUGGAGGUGACAUCGCAUCAGAGACAAAUACUCUCCAGUCGAGCGUUAGAGAGUACAUAUACGCGAAUGGCAGGAGGUAUAACUCCUAUCAAGCAGGAAAAUAUUGGGGCCCCAAUGAUGAGACGCAUCAGGAUUCUCUUGAUAUAUCACACCAUAUUUUUCGCCUAGCACUCGACGGUGAUCUCUUCAUCUCUCCUAUAGGAUCUGAACCGCAACGAGUACUUGACUUAGGCACAGGCACUGGUAUCUGGGCCAUUCAGUUCGCUGAUCAGCAUCCUACGGCAUCGGUGAUCGGAAACGACCUCUCGCCAAUCCAGCCUACCCUUAUUCCCCCGAAUCUUCAAUUCGAAGUAGAUGACUUUGAGCUCGAAUGGACAUAUUCGAAGGAGAGCUUUGACUUUAUUCAUGCUCGCGCGCUGUAUGGUAGCGUGUCUGAUUAUGGCGCACUCUAUCAACGAGCGAUGGAUCAUCUCAAACCGGGAGGCUGGUUUGAGGAGACCGAGGUAGGAGUUGUGCCUUACAGUGAUGAUGAUACCAUCAAAGGCACGACUUUAGAGAAUUGGGGCGAAUUAAGCCUUACUGCUGGAGAUAAAUUUGGGAGAUCAUUACGGAUUGUGGACCACACCAAAGAACUCAUGGAAGCGGCGGGUUUCAUCAAUGUGACCUACAAGAAGUUCAAAUGGCCGCUGGGCCCCUGGGCCAAGGAUCGCAAAUUAAAAGAAAUCGGCCUUUACAAUCGAGUGAAUUGGGAGGAGGGAAUGGAGGGUUGGCUAAUGUUUUUGUUCACGACGUAUCAUGGGGUAGGUUCUACACGAUGA
Messenger RNA from Exophiala aquamarina CBS 119918, 879 nucleotides. RefSeq lists its product as uncharacterized. The record is from RefSeq and is a predicted model, not a curated record. The coding region runs from base 1 to 879 and encodes 292 amino acids. The transcript is spliced from 2 exons. Gene Ontology annotation, molecular function: methyltransferase activity. NCBI's taxonomy places the organism in Eukaryota, Fungi, Ascomycota, Eurotiomycetes, Chaetothyriales, Herpotrichiellaceae.